Papaver somniferum (opium poppy) is the source of this 564-nucleotide messenger RNA. RefSeq lists its product as uncharacterized. The record is from RefSeq and is a predicted model, not a curated record. Gene Ontology annotation, molecular function: nucleic acid binding; RNA-DNA hybrid ribonuclease activity. The coding region runs from base 1 to 564 and encodes 187 amino acids. The transcript has a single exon. Lineage: Eukaryota; Viridiplantae; Streptophyta; Magnoliopsida; Ranunculales; Papaveraceae.
AUGGAGGAUUUAAGCAUCUUGAAUUAUUUCAAAGUGAAGCAUAGAUCGUGCAAAGUUUCUUCUCCAAUUGAGGUAAGGUGGUGUCCUCCUAACCAAGAUGAAAUCAUGAUUUGCUGUGAUGGUGCGUCCCUUGGAAAUCCAGGCCCGGCUGGUGCUGGCGUUAGAUUUCGUGAUGCAAACGUAGCUAUUUUGGGAGUCCUCUGCGUUGGCCUGGGAUUGCAGACAAACUUUUAUGCGGAAGCGUGCGCAGUUAUAUAUGGUGCUAUGUUGGCUAGAAGGUGGAUUUUUAGGAGUAUCUGCGUACAAUAUGAUUCGAUGAGUUGCAUUCAAGCUUUUCAAAAUGAGGGUUUACCUUGGCAAUUAAAUCAGAAGUGGAGAUUGGUGAGGAGUUUCUACUCCAAUAUUCGCUACAUUCAUAAAUAUAGGGAAGUUAAUUUUUCUGCAGAUGCUUCGGCUAAGCAAGCCUAUUUGCUAGAUGAGGACAUUUUUGAGUUUUAUGAGGAGAGGCCAAUUUCUAUGCUUUCUGUAGAAUGGCCGGGUGAGGUUUAUUUCCGUUUUAAAUAG